Talaromyces marneffei is the source of this 903-nucleotide messenger RNA. RefSeq lists its product as uncharacterized. NCBI's taxonomy places the organism in Eukaryota, Fungi, Ascomycota, Eurotiomycetes, Eurotiales, Trichocomaceae. The coding region runs from base 1 to 903 and encodes 300 amino acids. Gene Ontology annotation, molecular function: protein binding. The record is from RefSeq and is a predicted model, not a curated record. The transcript has 3 exons.
AUGGGUUGCUGUCUUUCGCGUCCGAGCAAUGACGAACAGUCCUUCCAUGCAUCCACAGCGACACAAGAGCGCGGGGAAGACGCUCUUUCAACACACCAGUCUGACCAUCAUUCACGUCAACAAGCUUCAAACAGUUCUACCCGUCGCCGUUCUCGCCCCAGACGUCAGGGCGUGGCGCUCCCACUAGACCAACACUACAACCAGCCGAUCCGACCGCACGUAUGGCGCAGUAAACGUCGCCUCUGGACGCGAACACAAAUUGAUCGAGAGCGGGAAGAGUUUUUCGAUACUAGGGUUACUGGCCGGACAGAAGUGUGGGCUGCUCUUGGUGCAGCCUUGUCGUUGAUGCGCGAUGGUGAGAUUGAGACGGCGCAGGGAAUCAUAGAUGCCGCUGGGGUUACCGUACCUACAGGCGAUCUGUGUGAGGGCUGUUACGACGAAAACGGUGUGCUAUACCGGUUACCACAAUGCAUCGUGAGCGACCCGGAUAAUAUUGUGGAUGACUCUGGUGCUGCAGCCAACGAAACUGAUGGAGCGGACGACGACAUGGAAGAUGGCAUAUCAGACCGCAAAAUUGUUUCGGAAGAGUCAGAUGAGGAACUCAUUUCCGAGGAUCUUGAGAGACGUCGUGAGGAGAAGGGAAAAAUGAGCGAGCGCGAUAUGAUCAGGGUUCAAGCCCGGUUAAGUGACCGUGGUGGGCCAGAUGUGGUCAUAUCUAUUGAAAAGACGCAAACUGUGGGCGUUCUUGCUCGCAAAGUCCAAAGUGAGGUCAAGAUGCCCAAUACCCAUCGUAUCCGCAUUGUUUAUCUUGGCCGAAUGCUGAGAGAAAGCGAACCGUUAGUUGAUCAAGGCUGGAAGCCAGGUCAAGUCAUAAACGCAAUGGUAGUCGCCAAACCACCUUGA